Messenger RNA from Arabidopsis arenosa, 1268 nucleotides. The record is from the annotation of a GenBank genome assembly. Lineage: Eukaryota; Viridiplantae; Streptophyta; Magnoliopsida; Brassicales; Brassicaceae.
UGCGUUGGUUGCUCAAUGUAGCACUACUUAUUAGUUGAUACUGAAAUAGAAGGAUUAAUAAAUGUGUUCUCUUUGCUUGUUUUAGUAUGAAUUUCUGGAUUAAGCGAUGAAGCAUCGAGUUUGGUGUUCAUGAAGGUCAGAGUUAGGUAUUAGCAGAGUUUUGGUGAAGAACAAGGUAUUCAUGUUAUCCAUUCCUGAUACCAGAAUGUGGAAUCUAGCAUCGAGUUAUCUUACGGGAAACAUUGGACCGAAAAACGAAAUAAGAAGGCCAGUUCAUGCUCAUGCGGAGUGUUCAGAUGACGAUGCAUCUUCUGUAGGGAGUAAAGACGAAGGUCUUGAGUGUCCUAUUUGCUGGGAAUCAUUUAAUAUAGUUGAAAACGUUCCUUACGUGUUAUGGUGUGGACACACGAUGUGUAAAAACUGCAUUUUAGGACUUCAGUGGGCUAUUGUGAAAUUACCUACUCACCCGGUUCAGCUUCCUCUGUUCAUUUCAUGCCCGUGGUGUAACCUAUUGUCCUUCCGUCUUGUCUUCAGAGGAACCCUCAGAUUUCCUCACAAGAACUACUUUGUCCUUUGGAUGGUCGAGAGGAUGAAUGGCGAAAGACGCAACUCACCCGGUAUAGCACAAACCGAUGGGAACAAUGACCAUACAAGGGAAACUCCAUCUCCAUGUCUCCACAAUCGCCAUCAUUGCAGUCAACCUGAACCAUCACGUUCUGUUAAUGAUCAUCGCAUUCCCAGGGACAACAUACAAACUUCACUGAGGAAGUCUCUGGUUUUCUUUGUCCAACUGACAGCAAAGUUUCCAUUGGUUGUCAUAUUUCUGCUGAUAAUACUCUAUGCAAUACCGACCAGUGCAGCCAUAUUGGCGAUGUACAUUCUAGUCACUCUCUUGCUGGCUCUACCAUCGUUUCUCAUCCUCUACUUCGCCUAUCCUUGUCUCGACUGGCUUGUUCGAGAGAUUGUCACAUGAACUUUCUAAGGAAGCUUUCGGAAACUUCCCAUUCCUAAUUUGACGACUUUUCUUCAACAACUUAGACCCAAGAUCGGUCCGUCCUUCGUGUAAGUAUAACUAUUUUGUAAUCACUAUCUUUCAUAUUUUAUAUAUGGAUGUAGUUUUGGAUUGCAUUGUUUCUCUACGGAAGCUGGAGGCAUAUGUUGUAAGGGCUAUUACAGAAACUUAUUAGUAUUGUACUAUUUCAGGAUUGGUGUGUGAUUGUUUGAGGUUUUGUCUCAAUAAGAUUUGUGUAUAAAGUUUAUGCAAUGUU